CAUCAUCAUUUUGGAGAACGUCCUGUCUCCGUAGGCCCUUGCCGCAUUUUCGGGCAUUUCCCCAAAGAUGUCUUCGUUGUAGAAUGCUGGAAUUCCAAGUGUUUGGCUGAGGUCUGCCGUAUAUWUAUCUGUUGCGAACAUUAUGAUUCGACUCAAAUCGAUUCCCUUCGCACGGGCAUUGCAAACAAAAUUGUGGAACAGAUGCGCCUGACCUUUGUUGCACACCAUGACGACCAUGACCUUAGACCGUUUCAUGGCCCUGGAGAUCUCCCCGCUGUUUUUGUGAUCCUCGAUUGAUUUUUUCACCAAGGGCCUUAGUUGCUUCAGGGUGUCAUCAAGGUGUGUGAUAUAGUCCGCCAUGGCAUCGAGCGAGGGUUUGGUAUGAGCUCCCCAUUCCGGUACCCCCGGAUCCUUGCCGUUUUCCGAAUAACCUCUUUUAACGUAUCUCAACGGCACGCUGUCAUCGACGGGUCCUCCCUUUUUCGGAACGCGCAUGAAUUUGUGUACGUGGAAAGAUUCCCACUGCGGAACGAUAGCAAUGCAUUGCUGCUUGUUCCUUUUUACCGGCUCUUGCAAAAUCACCUUGAGAGUUUGGCAGUUCUCMAGUGCCUUUUCGACAUCCAUGCCCUCCUUGGGACCCUCGAUGUGCUUUGGAUUUUUCCCUUCCCCCUUUCCUUUGAACGGCAGGGUUUUGGGGUUCGUGUACAAAAUGACAACUUCCUCCGAUCCCCGCUUGGUGUCGUCCAUGGGGACCCCGAUUUCGAUCAGUUCGUUGAAAUUGUCACGGGGGACAGUGGCAUAAUCGUAUACAAUUUUUGAGACCUUCUCCGGAAAUCUUGUGUUCGCUGAUUUAUUGGCUGCAGCCUCUUUCACCUUGCUUCCUAGCGCCUCGAGUUCCUUUCGCUGCUUUUGGACCUCUCCGCGGAACUGAGCCUGCCAUUCUGCCGCUGUCAGCAACCUCGUCGAGGGCUCGGGCUCGGGGGCGACGGGGCACGUAUGCGAUCCCAUUAUGAGACCGAUAUAAAUCCCGCUCAACAACACCAGAAAAUGGGACGCGAUCGUCCGGAGCGAAAGCCCGCCGCGGUUGCUCUUGUUAUUUUUCGUCUUCCUGCUGCUACUGCCGCUUCUGCCCGAAUCCUUCGGCAUGGAAACCAUCUUUGCCAUUGCGCCUUCCUUUCCCUAGCGCUUGUUGUGCCGUUCCCAAUUGUAAAUUACCUCCGUGCCUCUUCCCACUUUGGUUGUUGGCCGCCUUUUGGACUGUUUCGGAGGAAAGGAUGUUGAUAGMGGUGGCGAUUGGGGAGACGGAGACGUUUUGCAUCCCCUUGCUUGAAAAUGACGGUUUCGAGAUGAAAAGUCUCAGAACACUCUGUACGAUAGCUUUUCUCACUAUGCCGUAACGUUACGUAAAGAGUCACCUCGAGAAGUAGUACGACUCGUACAGUAGUACUCGUACNAGAACACUCUGUACGAUAGCUUUUCUCACUAUGCCGUAACGUUACGUAAAGAGUCACCUCGAGAAGUAGUACGACUCGUACAGUAGUACUCGUACGCGCACUCGUACGAAAAUCAGGGGUCAGUUGCUCAUGCCUACGAUGAACGAGGAGACGCAACGGUUCUUGUGACCAACGAUUCUGGCUAGGGGGCUUCGACAAAUUAAAAUUGAAGACUAUUUUCAUAUUUUAGGGAUGACUAACUUUUUUGUUUUUGAAUUGAGGGGCCCUCAAUAUAUUGGGUGAUUCCCGUAAACAUAGAAUCUAUGCCGUCUUACUUUACGAAUUUAUGUAUACGGGAAUAAGUAUGUAUGCACAUAGAAUCAAAAAUCUUAGAUUAUGGCGCGCUAAAUGUGCCUGAUUUUGGAAUAUGGAAUUUUGCUUGAAAUUAACAGAAAAUAACUGCAUUCUCGCAAGCAAAUAUUGAGAACACAUGGUGCCAGCAAGCGCGCCAGAACAAAUCUAAAGUGUCACCAGGAGCCGGGGGAGCCCGCCGAAACAAAUCCAAAGGCUCACUAUACAAAAUCUGAAGUGCUGCUGGUCGGAAUUCUUAUCUACUACCGUUCGUACUUGCUCGAGCAUUCUUCAGUCAGUCCGUCAUCACCCGCUUGAGAAGGAAUCUUCUGCAUCUUCUGCUGACCGAGUUGCAAGGAUCCGCGCCAUUUUUUUCGCGGAAGAUCUUUACUCUGAGCAAGCGCAUCAAAAUCAAAUCCACGACACCUCACACUCCUUGAAGUCGAAGUGAGAAAACUGCAGAGGAAUUCUGGAGGAAACACUGAGAGUGUUACGGGAGGAACAGGUAGGAGUGACAUCAACAUCACCAGGAGAUCAGAACCCCGAGAACCCUCUGAUCCAAAUCCACCCUUUUCUAGCUUGACACUGUUACAUACUGGCAAAAAGGAAGCAAUUCAAUCAAUUUGUUCUCACUAUCUGAUCAUCUGCAACAUCGUUUCAGCGCAAUCAUGAAAGUGGUACUACAGAGCCAGCGCAGACCACAAACUCCAUACAAGAGACCACGACGAAAGAAAAGCAUGGAGGAAUUGGUCAUCUACUUGAAGAGAGGUUACUCAUUUCGAUGCGUGCGGAGCGAAAUGAAGAACAAUCUGACGGUAGUUCUUGCAGCGGUAUCCGCGGAUGGGAUGGCGUUGAAAUAUGCACCCAAAGAAAUGAAGAACAAUCUGCAAGUGGUAACUGCUGCGACGAAACAGGACAUUCGAGCCAUUAAAUUCGCAUCCGAUGAACUAAAGAACAACCUCGAGAGGGUAUUCCCUGGAGUGUUACUUUCGAAAUGUGCCCUGRAAUCUGCAUCCGAGGAAUUGAGGAAUCACCCACUAGUGAUGGAGGCGGUGGUGAAUUGGGGCGGGAAAUGGUAUUUCCCGUCAGAGGAAGUAAUGGAGGAGCUCGAGAUAUUGACAAAGAAUCCGAUGGAAUUGGAAACCGCAUCCGAAGAAAUGCAACACAAUUUCCAGGUAGCAUCUCUUGCAGUAGCAAAGAACGGAGAAGCAUUGCUCUUUGGAUCCUUGAAAAUCAGAUCCACACCGGAGGUAGUGACUACAGCUGUAACUCAAAAUGGGGCAGCACUGCGGCAUGCAAAUCCUGUACUAAGGAAUAAUGUGCAGAUUGUGACUGCUGCGGUAACACAGAUUGGUUUUGCAUUAGAUUAUGCUUCUGAAGAAAUGCAAGGAAAUAAGGAGGUAGUGACUACYGCAGUAAAAAACUCUGGGGAUGCYUUGAAAUUCGCGUCCGAUGCAAUGAAGAAGGAUGAGGAGGUAGUGAUUGCAGCAGUAACACAAAAAGGUGGCGCAUUGAGGUUUGCAUCAAAUGAGUUGAGGAACAACCUUAAAGUGGUGACUGCUGCWGUAAAAAGUCAAGCCCAAGCAUUGAUGUUUGUAUCCAACGAACUGACGAGCAACAUGGACGUAAUUAUGAGUGCUGUCACAAAGCAUGGCCAUGCAUUGGCCUACGUACCCGAGAAAUGGGGAAAUAAUGCGGAGAUAGUGACCGCUGCAGUAAAAACAUGUAACUGGGUAUUGGGACAGGCAUCCGAGGAACUGAGGAACGAUCUGGUGCUAGUGACUACUGCGGUAGAAAACCAUGGGAAGGCAUUGGAAUUUGCGUCCAAGGAAUUGAGGAGCAACUUGAAAUUAGUGACUACUGCGGUAGAAAACUAUGGGAAAGCAUUGGAAUUUGCAUCCGAGGAAUUGAGAAGCAACUUGAAAUUGGUGACUGSUGCUGUAAAGCAGGAUGGCAAUGCGUUGGAAUACGCAUCGAAAGAGCUGAGGACCAACRARCAAGUGGUAAUGAUCGCUGUCACGCAGCACGGAUGUGCAUUGCAAUUUGCGUGCGAGKAAUUGAGGAGCAACAUGUCGGUAGUAACUGCUGCUGUAAAGCAGGAUGGUAAUGCACUACAGUACGCAUCGAAAGAACUGCAGAAUGACACACGGRUAGUCACUGCURCUGUAAAACAGGAUGGCAAUGCGCUACAAUACGCAUCGAAAGAACUGCAGAACGAAGCAUAGACACAGACUUCUUCUGUUGAAAAGAAUAUUGAAUGAUURCAUAACGCAUCCCAGGAAAUGAAGGAAAAUUUUGCAGUAGUCUGGCAAAUGUUGAGGGCUUAUGACAGUUCUACAUUGRAACUUUGCUCCAAACAAUAUUUUGUUGAAGCUGSUAGUAGGUCCAUUCGUAAGAAAAUAAACCAAUGACU
Messenger RNA from Pseudo-nitzschia multistriata, 4197 nucleotides. Lineage: Eukaryota; Bacillariophyta; Bacillariophyceae; Bacillariales; Bacillariaceae. The record is from the annotation of a GenBank genome assembly.